Messenger RNA from Morus notabilis, 1845 nucleotides. Its product is annotated as cytokinin dehydrogenase 7. Gene Ontology annotation, molecular function: FAD binding; cytokinin dehydrogenase activity. The transcript is spliced from 4 exons. The record is from RefSeq and is a predicted model, not a curated record. The coding region runs from base 124 to 1668 and encodes 514 amino acids. Lineage: Eukaryota; Viridiplantae; Streptophyta; Magnoliopsida; Rosales; Moraceae. Gene Ontology annotation, biological process: cytokinin metabolic process.
ACGAGGGAAAAAAGCAAGAGAGUGCGGGUCUUACUUACCCAAACAAAGCCACCAAACAAACAAAAACUCUCCGACGACAAAAAUCUCCGCCGGCGGUGAAAUUCAGCAGCCCAAUUCACCAAGAUGAUAGCUUACCUCGGGCGAAUCGUCCACGAAAACGACGCCGAAUCGAGACCCGACGACGACGUUUUGAGCAUUUGCAAUGCUCUCGACCUCCAAGGCAGCGUCGAAUACGGCUCUGCUGACGUGGCCGGCAAGGACUUCGGCGGCAUACAUUCCGUAAAGCCCCUGGCCUUCGUCAAGCCGUCCGGCGCCGACGACGUGUCCAGGUUGGUGAAAGCCGCCUCGAGGUCGCCUAAUCUGACCGUGGCGGCGCGAGGCAACGGCCACUCAAUCAACGGUCAGGCGAUGGCCAAUCGUGGACUGGUCCUGGACAUGCGCUCACUGGAUCACCAGGACCGUUUCCGAGUCGUCAGGAUUAACGGCUCCGAUUACGCGGAUGUCUCGGGAGGGGCAUUAUGGGAAGACGUGCUGAAGAGGUGCCUGGAAUUCGGCCUCACCCCCAGGUCCUGGACCGAUUACUUAAGCCUAACUGUCGGAGGGACGUUAUCAAACGCCGGCGUCAGCGGCCAGACCUUCCGCUACGGUCCGCAGACGUCAAAUGUAACGGAAUUGGAGGUCGUAACAGGAAAAGGCGAAACUCUCGUCUGCUCCGAAACCGAAAACUCCGACCUAUUUUUCUCCGUCCUCGGAGGCCUCGGCCAGUUCGGUAUUAUCACCAGAGCUAGGGUUCUGCUACAGCCAGCUCCGGAUAUGGUGAGAUGGAUAAGGGUGGUGUACGCCGAGUUCGAGGACUUCACUCGGGACGCCGAAUUUCUUGUGACUCAGCCAGAGGGCAAGUCGUUUGAUUACGUGGAAGGCUUCGUGUUCUCCAACAACGACAAUCCGUCAACUGGAAGACCAACGGUUCCGUUGAGUCCGGACCAGACAUUCAACCCGAGUCGGUUGCCGCCGAGAUCCGGUUCGGUUCUUUACUGUCUCGAGCUGGCUCUUCACUACCGCAACACUGACCGCCCCUCAAUUGAUACGGCCGUGAAUAGUCUUCUGCGGAGGCUGGGAUUCGUGGAGCACCUGCGGUUCCAGGUGGACGUCACCUACACGGAUUUCCUCCUACGUGUGAAGCGUGCGGAGGAAGAGGCCAAGGCCAAUGACGUUUGGGAGUCGCCACACCCUUGGCUCAACAUGUUCGUCUCAAAGUCCAAUGUUCAUGAGUUCGAUCAAGUUGUGUUCAAGAACAUGUUAAAGGAUGGCGUUGGUGGGCCCAUGUUGAUCUACCCUCUUCUCCGUAGCAAGUGGGACAACCGUACGUCUGUGGUUUUACCAGAAGGUGAAGUUUUCUACUUGGUGGGAUUGCUACGUUUCACUCCUCCACAAACAAAGGCUCCCUUAGUUGAAAAAAUUGUUCUUGAAAACAGGGAAAUAGUCCAGUAUUGCUCUUCGAAUGGCAUCGAUUUCAAGCUAUACAUGCCUCACUACCGAUCUGAGGAGGAAUGGAAGCGGCAUUUUGGAAACCAAUGGACAAGAUUCGUCCAAAGGAAGGCUAAUUUUGAUCCAAUGGCCAUCUUGUCGCCCGGUCAGAGAAUUUUCUCCAGGAUUCCUCAAUCCUAGCCCCAUCAUAGUACAAAUUCAAAAGCCUCAUGAUCAACAAUGGGGGCUAAAUUCAAUGUAAUACUGUUGUAAUUUGGCAUAUCAUGCAUCUUUGCUACUUUCCCAUCAGUGGAUCGGUUCAAAGUGUUAUCGAUCGGUUGACAGAAAGAUAUUGAAGCAAUAUGUAAAGGAAUAUUU